Molecule: messenger RNA, 4200 nt
Organism: Drosophila busckii
Lineage: Eukaryota; Metazoa; Arthropoda; Insecta; Diptera; Drosophilidae
Gene: SNF4Agamma
Product: 5'-AMP-activated protein kinase subunit gamma-1
Exons: 11
Coding region: 56-4126 (1356 amino acids)
Source: RefSeq, a predicted model, not a curated record
AUUACAAAAUAUUAAGAGCCAAAUCCAAUGUUGUGUUGAAUUUAAAUUAAAGCAAAUGGCCACAAAUUGCGAGCAAAUUGAGGAGAACGUCAAACAGCAGCAAAGCGCCGCAGCAGCUCAGAGCCAAAAUGUAAGCGUGGAGCAGGCGCAGCAGCAGCUGCUGCUCUGCCAUGAUGAUAGCUUCGAGUGCGCCUUUGAGUCGACAAUGGAUGAUCUGGAGCAGGCAGUGGGCGAUGGCUACGAGUCGGACUCGGAGGCAAGUCAGGGCAAUGGCCUCGGCACAGAUUCAUCUGCGGCCAGUCUGACGCAACUGGCGGGCAGUGGACUGCAGUACAGUCAGCAGCUGAAUCCGCAGCUGGAGCUGCAGCUGCAGCUGCUGCCGCGUGUGAAUUCGUUUGAUUUCCAAAGCAGCAGCAGCGGCAGCAGCAGCGAUAAUGAAAACGAUGAUGACGACGACGACGAUGAUGAUGAUGAUGCUGCUAAGGAUGAUGCGCUGCAUGUGCUGGGUGCACUUAAUCUAAGCUCCAAGUUUUCACGCAGCAACGAUGCGCGCUAUGAACUUUAUCAUGCGCGUCCUUCGUAUUUGCUGCUGGAGCGGCGACGUCUCUCCCAAUGCAAGGAGGAGGACGAUGAAGACGAUGCGGGCGACAAAUCGCCGCCGAUUGCUGGCGAAGCGCCGCGUGCUGAACGCGCUUCCAAAGCGCCGCCGCGUCCGCCAACGCCACAGGAUGCUGCCUCGAAGGAAAAGUUUAAGGAUUUGGAGCGACUGCGUCAGCAAUUUAUGCAUAAAAUCGAUCGCAUUAAUACGCGCAAUAUUGAGGAGCAGUAUACGCCACAGCCGCCACCACCACCGCCGCCGCCACCACCCAUACCAGCUACAAUACUGCCCAAGGCGCUCAAGAUGCUGCUGCAGUCCAGCGAGCCAACGACGACGACGACGACGACGCCGCCGGCGCCAGCUGCAGUUUUGCCUGCGCCGACGCCCACGCCGCCCGCUAGUCCGCCCAUACUGCUGCCGCACUCAGCGGAUCCGCCGCUCAUCAUCAAGGGCAAGUUCAAAGUUUCACGCGCCUUGGAAACGCCCGAGCUGCGACUGGAAGCGCAACAGCUGCGCGAGCUUAAGCCCAGCGCCAAUUCCCAAACCAUAAGCUUCCCCUCCAGCUUUGGCGGCUACUCCUCCGUGCAGGGUCUGUUCUCCCAGCGCUACGGCAGCAAUCGCUUUCCCGCCGCUGUGCCACACAUGUCCAAGCAGUUCUUCGAUAGCACGCUGGUGGAAAUACGCGCUCCUAGCCACAGCAAUCUGUCGCUGAAUGCAGCAGCAGCAGCAAACCAAAGUCUCAAUUGUGAUAACAGUUUGGGCAGCAAACCGCGCACGCCCAGCGAACGCGAGCUGGACGAGAUUUGGAUACGUCGCGGCUCAGCAGCCUCAACGCCAGUGCGUGCGCAGUCCUUGGCUGCUGCUUCGACUAUGCCACGCCUACUACGCAGUGAAAGCGGCAACUCGGCCACAAGUCCCAGCAGGCAAUUGACCAACUCGGGUUCGGUAUCUGUUUCCGUUUCGGAUGAUGAACAGGAUGGCAUACCACGCAUACCCGGCUCCAGACCCUCCAGUGCGCCAGCGGAGCCCAAUGCCAAGGCAGCCAAGAAGGCCUACAAGAAAAUGGAAAAGGAGCAAAGACGCCAGGAGAAGGAGCAGACGCGUCGUGAGAAGGAGGCACGCAAGCUGGAGCGCGAGACAGCGCGUCGCAUUGAGCGCGAGGCGGCGAAGCUGGAAAAGUUCAAUCGCCAUAGUGAGAAAAUCUCGCGCAGCACUGAGCGCAUGGCCGGCGCUGGUGGCUCACGCUCUGGUUCGCUGGAGCGUCGGCGCAGCGGCGAAGAUUCACCCGUGCUCAAUCAGUCCACGGUACAUGGCAUUGCAUCGCCCAAUCGCCGACCCACAAUCUUCGAUGUGUUUCGACCGCGCGCCAAGUCGGAUGCCAAACGGCAUAAAGACAAGCAUCUGCUGGAUCCAUCCUCGGCCGAUAGCAGCGCCACCAGCAGCACAUAUUCCGUCUCUGGUGGUGCGCCAGCUCCAGCAGCAGCAGCGGCGGGCGCAGCAACUCCAACAACAACGAACGCUGGCGGCGGCAUCAUGAAUUCCAUGAAAGUGGCCAUGCAGCACUUUGGACAUCGACAGCAUCCCGCCGUAACGAUAACCAAUGCCGAUGGCACUGUCUCCGCCAAGAGCAAAUUCAAGGAUGGCAGCGCGCAUCCGCAUCAAGGCAGCGAUGCGCAGUAUUACCAUACGGUUACGGCAGGUCGUCCACAUGGCAGUGCCAAUCAGCGUUCACCAAUGACCAAAGUAAUGGAUUUGUUUCGUCAUCGUUCAAACUCGGCGGUUAGCGAAGCGGAUAAACGCAAAGCGCGCGUUGCGGCUCAUCAACAACAAUUGGCUGUGCAAAGUGCUCAUAUGCGUCGUGCCUCGGCGGAUUUGGAAAAGCGACGCGCUUCGGUGGGUGCUGCGGGUCGCAGUUUACGUGGCGAUGGCACCCUGGAUCCACAUCAUGCAGCCAUUUUAUUCAGAGACUCCAGAGGGUUGCCGCACGCCGAUCCGUUCCUCGACAAAGUCAGUCUAUCAGAUUUAAAGGAGGACGACUCACAGAUCUUUGUCAAGUUCUUUCGUUUUCACAAGUGCUAUGAUCUGAUACCCACCUCCGCCAAACUGGUUGUCUUCGAUACACAGCUGCUGGUGAAGAAGGCGUUCUAUGCUCUGGUGUACAAUGGAGUGCGCGCUGCGCCGCUUUGGGAUUCGGAGAAGCAACAGUUUGUGGGCAUGCUGACCAUUACAGACUUUAUUAAGAUCUUGCAAAUGUAUUACAAGUCAGCGAAUGCAUCGAUGGAGCAGCUAGAGGAGCACAAACUGGAUACGUGGCGCAGUGUGCUGCACAAUCAAGUGAUGCCAUUGGUUAGCAUUGGACCGGACGCCUCACUCUACGAUGCCAUUAAAAUUCUCAUACACAGCCGCAUACAUCGACUGCCGGUUAUCGAUCCAGCGACUGGCAAUGUCCUGUAUAUAUUAACACAUAAACGCAUACUGAGGUUCCUGUUUUUAUAUAUUAAUGAAUUACCAAAGCCAGCUUAUAUGCAAAAGAGUUUGCGCGAUCUGAAGAUUGGCACUUAUGAUAAUAUCGAGACCGCCGAUGAGACCACAAGCAUUAUUACAGCGCUCAAGAAGUUUGUGGAGCGUCGCGUCUCCGCAUUGCCCUUGGUCGACAACGAGGGUCGAUUGGUCGAUAUUUAUGCCAAGUUUGAUGUGAUUAAUCUCGCUGCUGAGAAAACCUACAACGAUCUCGAUGUCUCGCUGCGCAAGGCGAACGAGCAUCGCAAUGAAUGGUUCGAGGGCGUACAAAAGUGCAAUUUGGAUGAGUCGCUGUACACGAUUAUGGAGCGCAUUGUGCGCGCCGAGGUGCAUCGCCUGGUCGUGAUCGAUGAUCAGCGCAAGGUCAUUGGCAUUAUUUCACUUUCCGAUAUAUUGCUGUACCUGGUACUGCGGCCCAGCGGCGAGGGCGUCGGUGGCUCGGAGAAUUCGUUGCGCGCCUCGGAUCCACUGCUGAUGCACAAAGUGUCCGAAGCGGCGGAGGGCGAGACAUCGACAACUAGUUCGGGCAAUCGCAGUCUUAUUGAGGAUAUACCUGAGGAGGAGACAGCAGCGUCGGUGGCGCCCGCGCCUAGAGGCAGCGGCGAUAGUGCUGAUAGUGAUAAUAACAAAUCCGCCAGUGAAGACAAAGUCAAUAAUAAUCAGCUGAAGCACGAGACGAUCACAACGACUUCCAACGGUGAUAGCAAUAGCAGUCCAGCCGAAGUGUCCUUUGCCGAUGAGGCGCAUGAAGAUGCCGCUGAGCAGAAUGCGCGCAGCAAUUCUGAUGACAAUGAUGUGGAUGAAGAUCAGGAUCAGGCUGAUCGUGAAUUGGAGCGCAAAAAGGCAGCCGCUGCGGCAAUUACAGCUGCAACGCGAAAGAGUAAAGCUGAACAGGAUGAGGAGGAGGAUGAGGAUGAUGGCCUAAGCAGCGCCGUUUCGGCUGCGUCGGCAUUGGGUCAGACGCUGGCCACGCCUACGGCGCGAGAGAUGGCUCUGGUUAGUGAAUAAGUAAUUAUAAACAAAUAAACAACAACAACAAAACCCAAAUAAAACAACAAAUACAAAAAAUGCUUACAAAACAA